Schistosoma margrebowiei is the source of this 13560-nucleotide messenger RNA. Lineage: Eukaryota; Metazoa; Platyhelminthes; Trematoda; Strigeidida; Schistosomatidae. The record is from the annotation of a GenBank genome assembly.
AUGCAAUUUACAGAAACCCUACUGUCUUCAGAUGAUGCAAGUUUUGAGCGUCUGUUGUUCGAUGAAGUUAGAACACAGGCUCUUGAAGUAUGUACUCCUCAAGUUUUCAAACCUUCGGAAAAUAUAUCAACCGAACCAUUUGGUGAGAGUGACUUCGAGUCAAGCAAAUCAGAAUACGCUGCCUUAGAACGGACAUUGUUUCGUAGUUUUGAAUUAUUCAUUGCUGGGAGGGAAUUCAUCAAAACUCAGGAUGCGGGUGAAUGUGCCGAUCAACUUGAAGCUUACUUGCAAUCUGUAGCUCCGAGUGAACAGGGUAUAUGUGGUCGAAUAUUUCAAGCCAAUGAACCAACCUAUUGUUGCAGGGAUUGUGCAAUUGACUCAACCUGUGUAUUAUGCAGGGGCUGUUUCUUCAACAGUGCUCACAUUAAACACAAUUACAAAAUAAGUACAUCCAUUGGUGUUGGCUAUUGUGAUUGCGGAGAUCCUGAAGCUUGGCGUUCAGAUGCUUGGUGUAAACUUCACAAAAACACAUCAAAAGGUGAAGGAACUGAAGAGAACAACUUAUCCAAACUUACUGAUACUGAAAAUACAGAUGUAAAGUUACGAGCUGAACUUGAAAAUCUCCGUCGACGAAUUAAUGGUCUUCCAAGUGAUAUUGUUAUGCGUACUGGGAAAUUAUUAAAACCUUUAAUAAAGAGUGCGAUUCUUUGUCUUACUGAUUUAAUUCAAGGCACACCUCGUCUAUCAACUGAACCCUUGAGUAGUCGACUGCAUCAGGAAAAAUGUCCAUUGAGUGAAGACGGUGAUGAAAAACAAACGACUGUUGAUUUAUGGUCGACAGACGACGGUGUGGUUGAUUAUAAGAUGGAUAAUGAGAACUCAUGGGAUGAUUGGCCACCUCCUUUAUCGCAUGUCCCACUUGUCUCACCUAGUGAAGAUGCUGCAAAGCUAGGGCAGGACUCCUGGCCAAGAACUGCUCCCAAACGUCGUUCUGCAGUAGAUGUAGAGGCCAGAUGCUUAGCUCAGUUAGAACGAGCUAGGAAGUAUCAUCCUAGAUUAUUUCCUCCACGACCUAUGCGUACAGCUUCUGAGCGAACCGCAGCUUCUCGAUCAUUUUUAGUUUUACUUUACAACAAUGAAUAUCACAAUUAUGAGCAGGUUAUCAAAACGUUAAGACGUGUGCUGGAUUGUACAACUCAACAGGGUACACAUUAUGCGGUGCUUGUUAAUUGUGAUGGUCGUGCAGUUCUUCAAACAAACCUCACCGCUUCGCAAGCAUCUAAUUUGGCAUCAAUUUUGAUGCGUACAUCUACAAGUUUAUCUACACGUCCAAUAAAUUGUGCAGCUCAACAUACGGAUGUUUAUUCAAUGGAAGUAUUUUUCACAUUAUUUAUUCGUUGGUUACGUCGUUUCUGUGAUCAAGUACCUAGUUUACGACCGAUUAUUUGUCAUGCUAUCUUGGGUCAUCUACCAGCUGAUAAAAAUGGUAUCGAUGUUAGUGAAUCAAGUCAAUCAAAUGAUAUAUUGCCAAUAUUACUCCCCGGGGAAAUUGUUGAACAAGAUUCAUUUUUAAGUCAUAUAUUGGAACGUCAUAGUUUAACAUGGAGAUCUGUUCGACAAGAAAUGUUACGUCUUAUUAUGAGUGUACUCCUAAAAGAUAAUUUUUAUCGAUGUGUAUUUGCAAUUAAAUUUACCAGAUCCUAUUCAUCGUUAAUUCAAAAUCAUAUUUAUGAUGAUCAUUUAGUUGGAGACAGUUUAUGUGGUCUAAGUUGUCAAUUUUACACUGUUAUCAGUUUGGCACGUCAACUUUUAGAGCAGAACAAUAUUUUGACACGAUUAAUUUCUCGAUUAACUAGUGCAUUUCAAGUUAAUUCAAUUGUUUUACCUGAUUUUUAUUCACAAACAAAUAAUCAAAAUAUACCUGCUGAUAUACAAGAAGAAUUAGCUAUAUCUAAUUUCAAUACUGACACAAAUGUAUCAUGGGUUAGUGCUGUUCUUGACCUACUUAGACGUUUGAAUCCAUUCGAAUGGGGUUCAUCAGCUGGAUCUCAUAUGAACAAUCUUACAAUAUCAUCAACUAGUAUGAAUCCAAUAAAUUGUGUCCUUCCAGAACCGCGUGUUUUAUCAUGGCAAGCUGGUAAUACACUUGCUCGCUCAUUAUUUCAUCCAUUUGAACGAUUAUUUCAUGUUAUACGUGAUGUGGACUAUAUUCUGGCAAGCUUAACUAAUGUUCGACCUAUUGUUAUAGAUAAUGAUGGUAAUUGUUCAAUUACUUGGUGGACGGAAGCUGCAAGAUCUGCUUAUCUUGAUUAUAUAAGACAAUUUUUAUCAUUGCUUAGUUUUAUACAAGAUAUGAAUGGUAUGCAACGUGAAACACAAAAUCAUGUUGAAGAGGAAUUAGAAUGGGCUAGUGGAUUUUAUAUCAUGAGUUUAUUAGUUAGUCUACUUGGCCUAACUGUCCAAGUGGCGAGUUCAGAUUAUGAACUUUACAAUUUGGUAUUACGUGAAGUUCGUCAGGUCUUUGAAACACGUAUUGGUAUAAUGGAUCGUCGCUUUCGUAUUAAACCGUUAACAAUAGAGCUUAAACGUGAUAACAAUGAUGAAUCUAAUCAAGCUAAUAACAAUGUCAUUUCGAAUAAAUUAAAUUUCCAUUCACUUGGUGUCACAACGGAAGUGUAUGUGUAUGAUGUAUCAGUGUAUCGUUUAAGUUUAUUACAACCGAUUCCCCGAUUAUUGGCAAGUUUGUAUGGACAUGGAUUAGAAAUGGGAUUGAAUUUUGAAAGCUUGGGUUUAUUAGAUCAGGGAUUUGUAAAUCUGUUGAUUGAAAGACCGUUGCAAAUAUUUGCAUUUUGUGCUCAAUGCAAUGCUAAAAUGUGGGUUCGUAAUGGAUUCGCUGUUCAACAAUCUAUGACGAAUCUAUUCAGUCCAUCAAUACGUGUUGAAUUAGUUGAUCGUGAUCUACAAUUAUUACAAAUUGCUAGUUGUGUUCUACCACCAGAUGAAUUUAUUGUUCGUUUAAUACACAAAUUUCAUUUGGGUAAUUAUUUAAAGACCGAUGUCUCAUCUAAAGAACCCGGUCUUGGUCGUGUACAUGCAGUGGAAAUGUUGUUACGCGUAAUAUUGGCAUGUGUUUCUAAUCGUUCACGUCCUUCAAUCGGUUAUUUUACCAAAGACUACUACAUGAUGAACGAUUCUAAUAAUAAACUGUUGAGUUGUUUGGAUGAUAUCCUGAUUGACACUGAAUCGGAAAUUUACUAUCCCAGCCUAAUAAAUGAUGUGAUACAUACAUUAUGCCUGAAACCUUUAAGUUAUAGUGAAUUAUUAUCCGUUCUUCCAUAUCAAAAUGCAAAUAGUUUAUUGUUAAGAAUUCCAACGGAACAAUCGGAUUCAACACAUCAUCAAUCAGAUCAAUCAGACCAUGAAAUGAGCACAGAAGAAAUACAACAAUCUUCAACAUCAUGUUCUAUAGAUUUGGGCUCCAGACCACCAGUUUUACCAGCUUCAAUAUCAAGAAGUGCUAAUAAACGUGCUAUAGAAAACGCAUUACCUAAAAUAUUACGUAAACUAGCCGUACAAUCAUCAGUGAAUAACCGUACAGUGUUCAGUAUACGACCAGAAUAUAUGGCAUAUCGAUUUAAUCGAUUUUAUUGGGGAUAUAGACAUCCGGAGCAAACAGCAGCUGAAGCAAAUGUUUCUAAAUGUUUAAAGAAAUGGAUUCAAGAACAAAAUAAUGUUGAUUUAAAAAAUCUUCCAAUACCACCACCGGCUCCUCGUCCUUUACACAAAUUUACACCAUCUGUUUAUCCUGGUCCAUUACAUAUUAUUCAAUGUGUUACAUUUGUACGUCUUAUUAAAACAUUAUUAGAUAUUGCCUAUUCUCAUGGAACAUCAGCCUCAUGGUGGUCACAUAGUCUACUAGAUUUGUUACUACAUUUGAUUACUGUCGCGCUGUAUGAAGAUGAAUUAAGUGGGAGUAAAACUGGUUCAUAUCCGUUUUUGAUAGCCGUUACCCGUGUCCCAGAACAUAGUGAAUCUGAUUCUGAAUUAAAAGAGCUUGCACGUUCCGGGCAUUGGUUACAGUCAGCUACAAUCGAUAAAUCUGUUUUGUGCACAGUUUUAAACAAUAAUUGUAUAACUUCUCGAUUGGUACGCAUAUUGAAUUCUACAUAUCACGAUGAUCAUUCAGAUUUGAUUAGAUGGACUUUGGAUUAUUGGAAUAAAGUUGUACAAAGUAUGACAGGUGAACAACAGUUUGUUCAUAAUCCUUCGUCUGAAUUUGGUGAAGUAAAGAAGGAACCUUCAUCUUAUCAGUUGUCAAGUGCACUAGUCAAACAAGAUCGUGCAGAAAAAGCGCGGGCUCGACGUGCACGAAUUAUGGCACGUAUGUCAAAUAUGCAAAGAAAUUUUAUGGAUUCUUUAUCACAGAAUGAGGGAACUACUAAUGAAGCUGAAUUAAUGGAUAUUGAUUCUCCUGAAGUGAUGAACAAUACUGUUAAUCAGUCAACAAUAACACAACCUGAAUCAGUCAUUUUGACUAUAGUACAACAAUGUGCACUUGGUCCAACAAGAUCUCUAGGUGGUGCUGCUUUCAUUAUAUCAGAUGCAUCAGUUUUACGAGGAAUGGAUAGUUCAAGUCUACAAAAUAAUGAAUUAGUAACUUGUAAUUUAUGCUUGGAAGAAGUAACAGAACAUGCAUCGAAUCGAAUGGUUAUGGCUGCGCAUGUUUGCCGAUCUUCUGUACUAUCUUCACGUGGUAUUGGAUGGUUAGAAGGUCCUGUCACAAUGUCUGUCAUUGAGCGUUUAUGUGUUGAAAAUGAAAUGAUUGAUUCAGAAUCCUCAACAGUUGUUGGUAACCAUCCAGUGCAUUACGAUAAAGUAUUUCCUGCUAAAAAAAUUCAUAAUGAUGACAAUCAGCUUAUUCCUUUUCUGGCAUCAGUAUCGACAACAGCUGCGGCUAAAUGUGCCGGUUCUUCAAGAAUGGGGCUUCGAAUUAUUCCUGAAUUAUUAUCUGGUAUACGAUGUCUAGAGCUACGAAAGGAUACUUCUAUGUCAAUUGAUUUCACAAAUAAAAAUGCUCUUGGUCCUGGCUUAAUUGAUCAAUUACUUGAUAGUUAUGGUCUAUCAUCAGAUCAAGAUAUCAAUCAUUCAUUUAUAUUAGAUCCUUGGCAUCCACGACCUUUAGUUUCUAGUCGUGAUCCGAUUUCAGAGGAAGGAUCUUUUUUCACUUUUUGUUCACAUCCCAUGCAUGCUGCAUGUAAAACAAAAUAUGCAAGACAGAUAAAAGGUCGAGUGGAUCAUCUAAAUCGCAGUCGUAAUUCAUCAAUGGUGGUAUUUGAAUUUCGUUGUCCAUUAUGUAAAUGUAUAUCUACAUUGGAUUUACCAAUGUUAGGUCCAAUUUAUUUAGAUCUUCCUACUGAAUGGUUAAAAUCACGAUUAUUAUCUUCGAAUGAUGAACAUUUAAAUCAAUCCCGGUCUGUCACUUCUGUUGCCAACACUAAUACUUCUACUAAUAAUGCUAAUUAUAAUAAUGAUUUUCAACCAUUAAGUUCUUGGCUACGUAAUCUUUCACGUUGGUUAGAUAUGUCGUCAGAUAUAAAUGAUUUUAUUUUGGGUCCAUUAUUCCCAUCUACUUUAACUGGACAUACAUCAAUUGCUGAUCGUUUACAAAAUGCGUCAACUACUGUAGACUCAACAUUAGAAGAUUAUACAUUUUGGAAUUUUGGAAAUAUUAUCUCAUCAGAUACAAGUGUAAAUUACUCUUGUCCUUCUACUUCUUCUCCAUCAACAUCAUUACCGUCAUCAUCAUCAUUAUCAGUUGAUAUGGAUAUUGAUAAUAAUCCACCGAGUGCAAAACUUCUGGCAUUCAGUGAAAACUAUGAACUUGCUUCAAAAUUAAUUAAUUCCAUAGUGAAACGAAUAAAAUAUAGUUUAAUUGUACAAGAUAAUGAAAAUGAUAAUUAUAAUAAUGAAACGGGUAAUAAUAAGAAAAAUUCAAAAGUUACUUUGAAAACUACUGAUUGCGGAGUUAGUAGCAGUGGAAGCAGUAGUUUAAAUCCUUUAAGUCGACAAUUUUGGACAUCUAGACGCUUUUCCAGACGUUCUACUUCAGAUAAUGACAAUACCACGAUGAACUCAUCUAAUUCCAGAAGCAAUAAUAAUAAUAAUGCUAAAGUUAGUGGAAACACUUUAAGGAACCUGUUACCGCCACAAUCUUCAUCUCUUUUAGUUUCCACAAAUUUAUUUACGCUAGUUCAACGAUUAGCUAGUUUAAGUCAACCGAAAUCACUGGAUACACUAGUACAACGUCCAAGUGGUCGGCGUGCUGCUGCUGCUGCUGAGGUAGUUGUUAAUAAUGGACCAACAAUUCUUUCUCUACCAAAUGAAAUUAAUGAAGAAGACGAUGAUCAAGUUGUAGCGUUUGUUGUCGCAGAUACAGAAAUUCAAGUCAAUCUAUAUCCAACUGACAAUGAUGCACCUACAGUGCCUGGUUCAAAUAUUCAAGUUCUGGUCACACAAACAGAAUAUAAUCCAUCCACUACUUCUACUGCUUUUAGUAGUAGUUCAGCAAUAUCAACCACAUCUAAUCACUCUCCUGUUAAACAAUUAUCACAAACUGUUCCAUUCGAUGCCAAUUUAAGUCUUUCCGAAGCGAUUGAACGUUUUCACUUAGAUUUUAUGAGUUUCUAUGAACGUUUACGUACACUCGGCUCAUCUAUACCACAUACUACAACUAUUAUAUCGUAUCCAGUAACACCAACAGUGGGACUAUCAAACUCUACAAAACCUCAAAUAUCUGAUCGUGUAACCAAAACUACAGAAGAUAUUAAUCAUAAAAUUAUUGUCAAUUCUCAUAAUUCUGCUAAACAUUAUCUGGAACGUGUUGCACAACGCGCUCGUAAUGUAAUUUGGUCAGCUGCUUGUGAAUGGAGAUCAUUGAGACAUAGUGUGGCGUAUACAUUGAUUGGGUCCGAACGUACUUUAAGGUUACGUGGUUGUCACGAGCAUUUCUUUAAUGGUGGCUUGGCAGAACGAAGAAUUCAUGGACUUGGACAUUUGUUAAGAGCUUCAUUCGCAGCACAUUCUCGUCAUGCUGUUGUUUCACGUGGUUGUUCAUUGUCAUGCAAUGCAAGCGAUUGUAAGACAUCAGGACAUCGAUAUUGUUGGUCACAAUUAAAAACUCACCCUAUUCAUUGGUGGUGGUGGUCUUAUUGUGUUCCAUUUGAUGUUGUACCAAAAUCACAACUAAAAGAUAUUCCAAACGGUUGUCGUUUAAAUAAUCCACCAACUAUAUUGGACGUAGCUGAAUCAGCUGUAUGUGUUGCAGCAACAGAAGAUGCUCGUUUCCUGUGGCGUUUAUUACUUCCACCAUUGGAAAAUUACGCUAUUGGUAAUCCUAGCAUAUCAGCUGGUGAUUCUUCUUCACAACAACAAAUAAGUCAACAUAAUUCAAUGUCUCCUAUGUCUAAAAUGCAUUGUUCUUUACAUUCUUUAUCUGUGAACAGUCAGUCCACUACUAGUCUUCUUUGGGAUGUGGAUAUUACAUCGUUGUUUAUCAGUCUGUUACAUUUACGUCCAGGUCUUGAAGAAUUCAGUGUGCAUGAUUGUCAAUGUACACGUUUAGCCAGUGAAGCUGAUGCUGAUAUCACAUUUGAAUCUGGUGCAGCUUCAUUGGGUGCUCAUUUAUUGGCUUGUGAUGAAGGAAGAAUACGUCAACCAAUUGGUGAUAGUCAUGAAUCACAUUUAUUACGUUUAUGUUAUACAGCAUUGUUAGUACAAACAUUAUUAGCAUGGAAUCCUAAUAUGAAUUGUUUAAAUUAUCUAAAAAAGCAUAAACUUAUACCGGAUUCGUGUACAUGGAAUGAUGCUUAUACAAAAUCAGCUCAUUGGAAUACACCUCAGUUGAUCGAAGUAUGGCGUUUACUACGUGAUCUAUCCGGUCUUUCUACAAUGAAUUCAUCAUUUUCUAUUAAUGAUGAAAAUCAUGAUCCGCAAAUUAUGGCUCAAUCGUUAGGUUUAUUUUUACGUGCGAAUUGUCUACCAUUUCUACGUAUUGCUGCUUUUGUUAUACAUAAAAUUACAGGUGUCGAUGUGCCAAGUGAUUUGCAUCAGUCAACCAAUUCAUUAGCAAAUACUAGUUCAGAUACUAUGAAUGAACAUAGUCUACUGUUAGCUUACUUAGGCUUACCAUUAACGCCUAGUGAUUUGUUAAUCUUGUUAACAUCACCUGAAUCCAACUCGUUCAAUGGAUCACCAUCAAACACAACAGCACCAAUAUCAUCUUCAUCAUCAUCGUCGACAAACUCGUUGAAUUUUAUUCAACCUGAGAAAUUAUUGCAUAUUUCUUUGUUAUCCGAAUCAUUAUGGUUAGCACGUUUAAUAACAAGUUGGUGUUUAACUGGUCGUCAGUCAUUAAGUCGUCAAAUUUAUCAAUCAUUAUACAAUCGUUAUGUAAACAACGACAAAACAGACAAUACAUUAUCAAUAAUACAUGAUUUAAUCCCUUAUCCAAAUGCACAUUUACCAAAUUUAAUUCAGUUGCCAAAAGAAUACACUAAUUUGCUGUUAUUGGCUACAGAUAUGGACUGCCAUGCAGAAGGUCAUACACAUAGUGAUUUGAGUUUAUGUCUUGUUUGUGGACAUUUGGCUUGUUUAUUCUGUUAUGGUUGUCGACAAUUUGAACAAAAAACUGAUUCAAGUAUAUUUGGUAGUGGUACAAGUACAACAAUAAUUUCGAACAAUAAUAACAGUAGUAGCAGUAGUAAUAAUAAUCAAGAGUUUGCUGUCUAUCGUAUGCAAGCUCAUUCUAGACGUUGUCAUUCUGGCUAUAGUCUCUUACUGCGUAUUCAUUCAUGUCGUGUAAUUUUAUUGUCAGAUCAAGCCAGACGAAUUACUGAGAUGCCUGCACCAUAUCGAGAUUCUUUUGGUGAAACUGAUCCUGAUUUACGCCGUGGAAAUCCUCUAUUUCUUGUGGAAUCUGAAUAUGAACGUAUUAAUCAGUUAUGGAUUAGUCAUCAAUUGGCCUCCAGUACAUCAUCUGAUUUGAUUACACCUUCAAAUUUGCAAUUUGUUCAAAUCAAAAUGUCUUCUAAUCCAAGUCAAAAAUCAUCGAAAUUAACAAAAUCCAGUUUUAAAGGAUUAUCUCGAUCAAAAAAACAUAAAAAAGGUAGAAAAGACAAAGAAAAAGUUGAAGAAGUAGAAGAACAAGAAGUAGAAAAAGUAAACCAACUUAAUAUUUUAGAUACUUCAUCUAAAACAUUAAUUACCAUUCAAGAUUCAUUAUAUAAUCAAUCAAUGGAAAAGAACUCUUCAUUGAAUGCGUUAAAUUCUAUGGAUUUACAACAGACUACUAAUACUACUACUAAUAAUAACUGCAUAAACAAUGAGAUAGUUACUAGUUCUAUUACUGGAGUUACUAUUUCAUUGAAUACACACGAAAAUAUUCUCAAUAAUAAUGAUAAUAAAUCAAAACAGAAAAUUAAGAAGAAAGAGAAGAAACAAUUAAAGUGUACUACUACUAAUACUACUGAUUCAAUGGACAUGGUUUCUCAAUCAAAUUUACAUCAUUCUAAUUCAAUUAAAAAUAAAAAGAAACGUGGCUUGAAAUUACACUCACAUAGUAAAUCAACAAAAAAAGAACAAACAAAAACUGUGAAUAAAACUAUUUUUGGAAUGCCUUUAGAUAUAGCCUGUAACAGAAAUCCUAGUCAUGAUGGAAUUGUACUGCCAGCGUUUUUUCGUCAUUGUAUCGAUUAUAUUGAACAGUAUGGUUUAAGUUCUGAAGGAAUUUAUCGUGUACCAGGUGUACAUUCACAAGUACAAGCAGUAAUUUCUGCAAUCGAUAAUGGUAUAGAAUUUCCAGAUAUUCCGCCGACAUCAGCUGCAUUUUAUUGUAAUCAAGCUAACUAUACUAAACAACGUUCUAGUCAUUUUCAAAUUGGAUCCGAUUCUAAUUCUAAAGGGAAAAUACGACAUCUAAGCUCAUCUCAUUCUAAAUUAAAAGAGCAAAAUUCUCAAUUAUCAUCCCAUAAAACUUCAGAUUAUCGUGGCAGAAAUAUUCCUACACCGACUAAUUUUAUUACAGGAGCAUUUUGUGUAAAAAAUUCCAAUUCACCAGUGAAACAAACUUCAACUAUAUUAACUAAUAAUAAUAAUAGUAGUACAAGUCCACAGACAACAGGAAUCACUAUACUACCACAUGAUCCAGCUGUUAUUGCCAGUGUUGUAAAACAUUUUCUACGUAGUUUACCUGAACCAAUUUUAACUAAACGUUUAAGUAAUGUUAUUGAAUCAUUAACUACAGACAAUGUACAAUUCUAUCAUAAUUUAUCUGUUUUAAUACAUCAAGAAUUGCCAACAUCAAAUCGUUAUUUAUUAGCAUGGAUUAUACAACAUAUGAUGCAUAUUAUUGAUAGAGCUGGUGAAAAUCGUAUGACAUUAGCUAAUAUUAUUAUUGUUUUAUCACCAUGUUUAGGCAUAAGUCAUCGUUUAUUGGGUAUAUUAUUAAAUCCUACACCACCUAAAGAUUUUACUUUGGAUCUAUGUAAAUUAGAUCCUGAAUUGCCUACAUUCAUGACGAAUAAUAUUGAUCCGAGUACUUGGCAUUGGUUAUUUCCUCAUCCAAUUUAUCUAUUAAAAGCUUAUAUACCUCCAUUGAAAUCAUUAUAUGGGUUAGAGUUGCCCGAUACUAAUGAAGAAUUAGAUAUGGAAUUGAAGAAACAAGAAUCCUUGCUCACUUAUUUAUGUGAACAAAUUCAACUGGAUGGUGAUAAAGGGAAUUCUGGUAAAGAAAAUAAUUUACGUAAUGUACAGCAUAUAAUGACAGAAUUAAAACGACGUAAAACUCUAACAGAUCCUGAAGCGAUUCGACAAGAAAUAAUUAAACAACAAGCAUACCUAGAUCAAUUACAUAAUUUAAUAAUACAGAGUAUAUCAAUACCAACUACUACUAUAGUUUCUGCUGCUACUACUACUGUCCCUGUUGGUGGUGAUGGAUGCUCAGGUACAUCGAGUGGAUCCAAAGAUAAUUGUAAUCAACGUCGAAAAAUUACUGGAACUGACAAACACUCAAAAGGUUAUCGCCAACAUUCGACAACCUUUGAGAAGAUUCCUUAUUCUGAUGAACUAUGGGAAGUUCAACGUGAAAUAACAACUCUUAAACGCAAGUUAAAACAACAUGAAAGGUCGAAAGCAUUACAACAAAACCAACAAUCAUCAUCAGAUAUGACAACAACGUCCACAUCAUCUUCAUCAUUAACAGGAACGAAUGAGUUAAAAUCAAAUUAUCCUUGUGUUAUGUUUAUGUCUGGUUCUCCAUUAGUUAUACCGUCCGUUUCAGAAUUAGAUCAAGAGGAAGUUCUUAAUUUAACGUUGAGAAAAUUACCAAUUGAACCAAUUACUUCAGUGACACAAUUAGUACCUACAACUUGUAAUAGUUGUUCAGAACAAUCAAUCAAUAAUGUUAAUAACCAUGAUAAAACAGAAUUUAUUGAACAAAUCUCAUCAUCAACAGUAACAUCAUUGGAAACAAUGACCACUACUACAAUUGGGACAGCAGUGGUCACAAGUGAUUGUGUACGUCAAGAAGAUAACCAUCAUAUUGAUAAUGAUGGUGAAGGCGGCAGUGGUGCUUAUGAUAUCAGUCACAAUACAUUAAAUGUAAAUAAUAUUGUACAAGAUGAAAAUAAUAACCACGAACAAGGACAUUUAAAAGAGAAUACUAUUGCUACUACAAUGAAUACAGACAAUGAGAAUAAAAAUAAUCAUAUGAAUGAUAAAUUCAUGUACGAACAAGACGUUUUGACUGUAAAAUCUAGUCAAAUGCCUAAUAUGAAUAAUCAAAUCGUUGAACAAGAAACCAAAUCUGUGGAUAUUUUACAUUCACCAUCAGAUCAAACUCCUACAGAAAUUAAUAACAAAACUAUUCCUAAUGAAUACACUCAGAAUAUAUUGAUCUCCAAUAAUACUAAUGAUAAUAAUAUUGAUAAUAAUAACAAUAAUAAUAAUACUAAUAGUAAUGUAUUAUAUCCUUGUGAAACAAUUUCGACUGUUGAUAACUCAAUUUAUUCUAUGAGUUAUUCACCCUCACUUCCACCACCAUCGGAUUUAGCACCAAAAUUGUCAGAAUUCAUUAAAACUUCUACAGUCGAUAUAAAUGAUUCGAAGUCACGUCAAAUUAUGUAUUAUAAAGCACGUAAACAAGAAUUGAUCGCAAUACAAACGGACUUACGUGCGAGAAUUCGUUCGGAAAAUGCAGAAAUUAGUCGACUACAGUCAUGUAUAAAUCACCUUCUAGAAUCUGGAGGUAGACGAGCUAAACGAAUAUAUCGUACCUAUAUGACAGCAAAACAUUUUUGUCCAGCUUGGUUGUUAAAUCAAAAUCCUAUUAUUUCAACACCACGUCAUACUUUAAGUAAUGAGGAUCAAAUGGAUCAUUAUGUAUCACAACCGUGGACUAAAAUAGCUGAAAGUUUAACAACUGUAAUCAAUGAUAAUGUUUUAGAUGAUGAUGACGAUCGUACUACUGCUACUACUCAAUGUAGUAGCAUUAAUAAUCAAAAGGAAAAGUGUUUACUCGAUGAAUAUUCAAGUGAUUCCGAUCGUCACAACCGUCAUCUUCAUUCUGCUAAUGACGAUGGUGAUUCGUUGGAAGAACCAAUUUUGACGAAUAGAGGUUCUUCACCUGAUUCAGUCGCUUAUUCACGACUAACUGAAGAAGAAAACGAUAUAAAUUCUGUACAAAAUGUACAACUUACAAAACAUGACCAAAACAAUGAUGAUGACGAUGAUGAUGAUGAAGAAGAAGAGUAUGAUGAUGAUGAAGAUGAAUGUGAACUAGAGUUAGCUACAACAUUACAUCAACUUACAUUGGAUAAUGCUCGUUUAGAACAACUCAAUGCUCGUUCGUUAGAAGCUAUACAAGCUGAACGAAAUCGCUGCGCCGAUUUAAAAGUUUUACUCAAACUUCGUCAUAAUUCCUACACUAAACCAAUAGGCACUAUUUAAUCGUCAACAAUCGGUAAUAACGAUGGUGAUGAUGAUGAUAAUAAUAAUAAUGAGAAAUUCGAACAUUCUGAUUCACUGUAUCCACAAUAUUGCGAUUCGAACCAACGAUCACCAUCACCGGUCACUGUAUAAGUCAUUCUGUAUCGUUGUUGUUAUUCUAAUGUUACUAUGAAGGUAUCUGUAUUCCAUUUAUUCACAUCCUUCUCAUUUUGAUUUUCUUUUUCUUCUUCUUUUUUUUGUUUAAUCAUGCAUUUAAUUUCAAUUUAUUUGAAAAUAGCUCAUUGUUUAUGCUUAUUAUGAAUAGAAUCUGUGAUUUACAAAACAUAAAAAAGGAGCAUAACUUUAAUUCUAUUCUUAAUGUUAGCCAAUUGUGGCAUUUACUGUAUGAAAUUUUGAUUAUUGUGUAUAUUUUAAACAAACGAAAUGUAAUAGAAACGAGAUCAUUAUUGUUAUUAUUAUUAGAUCAAUCAUAAGUAAAUACAGUGCAAAAGUCAUCACUGUAUAAUAUCAGCACUUACUUACUUACUUACGCCUGUUACUCCUAAUGGAGCAUAGGCC